Molecule: messenger RNA, 234 nt
Organism: Cavenderia fasciculata
Lineage: Eukaryota; Evosea; Eumycetozoa; Acytosteliales; Cavenderiaceae
Exons: 2
Coding region: 1-234 (77 amino acids)
Source: RefSeq, a predicted model, not a curated record
AUGGACAAAAAUUACUCAAAGGCCGAAGCCAAGAGUGUUUUGGAUAUUAGUUUGCAAAUAGCAAGAAGAAAGCAUCACUUGUCGGUCAUUUACUUUCAAUCUGUCUCUGCAAAUUGUCUUGUCUCAACUUCAUGGGAGAAAAAAACAAGUGUCGAUCAUGUGACACAUUUCAAACCAUCGGGUGAUUGUAUAAAAUUCUUGUGUGGAUUGGUGCGUUCUGUAGACAUCGCAUAA